CAGAACACUUAACUGGUUAUUCAAACCUACAUUCUUAUUCUGAGUUACCAUGCUCCUUAGUUUACAAGAUGGGCUUUUGACGCCUUUAUCAGCCAUGUUGAAGACGACAGGACUGAAAGCAGAAGAACAAGCAAGUUUUGAAGAUAUUAUUAAGAAGCAAGUGGAAAGUUGCAAUCAUUUACGUGCUGCAUCAGUUGAAAAGUUGGUGCAGUUCAUCAAUUCCAAGGAAAAAAAAGGCUUGCUCGUGGUCAAUCCUGCUGUUGUUCCUGAACAGAUUGUUGGUGUUGGGCGCAAUUUCGCCAUUAAGGAUGUGAAAGUGAAGUGUCGUGGUCCGGAUGACAAAAUCUACGCUCAAAAUCCUGACAUCCAACGUUUUGUACCUCGUGGUCUGACGUUGUUGUGCUAUCCUGGUGAUAGCAAUGACUCUGCAGCUGGAGAUAUCUUAGACCCAAUAAUUUAUGCCAACCGUAAAUUCACUGGUGGCAUUGGUGAUGAAGACGAAGAACAGCCAAACUCCAAUGAAGAAUGGAAGCAGUACUUCCUGGCUGUCCCUGAGACAGCUAGUCUCGUGGUUGCCAUCGAGAAAGUAAAUGGUGAAGCUGCACAUUUUAGUGGCAGGUUCAUGGACGGUAAAUUUUGUAUCUUCACUGGUUCCAAGAAUGUUCACAUGCUCAUCCAUAAUGAAGAUGAUAUCAAAUAUUAUGAAGGUGAUAGAUACAGCACAGCUCGCACAGUGGCAACAACUGUGAUGCGAACGCUGGCAGAAAUGGAGGAGAGCAAACGGUCGUUGCUGCAAUACUUCCUGCACUACACUCGCUUCACCAUCACUUGUGAGCUUGCUCAACCUGAAUAUCAACACGUCGUUCUUCUCGACCAUCUCGAGCGCCCCGUCAUCAACGUGUUCGCAGCGUACGAUAUACCUGAGGACUUCGAGGCGCCUCACAGCCUGACGGCCGUGCCGAUGCACUUCUUCCUGUCCUUUGUGAAGGCCCUUGGGCUGCAGACUCCAACAUACACGAUCCUGCCUUCAGCACAGGAUGACUGCGUCAGGGACUUCUGCAGGCAGGUUCGUAAAGAGCGCUGUUGCGAGGGCCGAGUUCUGUACUACAUGAAGGACGCGCACUGCUACACUAUAGGCCUGUGCAAGAUCAAGACGGUGUGGUACAUCAUAAUCAGGGCCAUCCGGGAGAAGGCGUGUUUCUGGCUCUUCAAGCUGGUGCGGGAGCCCGACCAGUGCUCCCAGGAGGACAUGUUGCGAUCAACCCACAAACGUAUCAAUCAAAUCAAGGACUGGCUACAGCUUUCGCAAGCAUGCGUUAACCAGUGGAAGGAUCUGGGGGAAAGGUUCCUACGUUGGUGUUGGCAUCUGCAGCAAUCGGAGAGCAGCGAAUUCUCGGUACAGAAACUGCGCCCUGAAUUUCCAAGAUGGUGGAAGAAGUUUAUCGACGCCCAGCCAGUCCCAGAGGGCAGAGUCUCGGCCGAUGAUAUUCCCCCCUUCGACGACUAGCAUUGCAAGUCAUGCGUCUUGGCCGAUGAUAUUCACCCCACUCGACGACUAGCAUUGCAAGUCAUGCGUCUCGGCCGAUGAUAUUCCCCCACUCGACGACUAGCAUCGGAGGUCUUGCGUCUCGGCCGAUGAUAUUCCCCCCUUCGACGACUAGCAUUGCAAGUCAUGCGUCUCGGCCGAUGAUAUUCCCCCCUUCGACGACUAGCAUUGCAAGUCAUGCGUCUCGGGCGAUGAUAUUCACCCCUUCGACGACUAGCAUCGGACCUCGCGUGUCUCAGGGUCGCAGUCCAGACAAUAUGGCACAAAGUUUCGUGUAUGCUUCUCAUACUAUUUUCUAGUUCAAGAAUAUGAUCCCCAUUCCAUUCAGCGCCGGACAAUAGUUCGAAAAGCAUUUAUUUCGAUGAUAUUUUUUGAUGUCGAGGUUAUUUUCCUGACAUUUAUGUUAUAGUAUUGUAUUGCUAGUUUUUCGUAGAGUCACGGUUACGUUAUUUAGGUGUAGACAACAGUAUUUUGCGGACUAAUGAUGACGCCGUUAGCAGCGUAGUUUGCACGUAGGUAUGAAGUUUUAGAGGUUGUCUAAAAAAACGAUGAGUGAUGAUGGCCGAUUAUGAUGAUGGUCGAUUAUGAUGAUGGCCAGCGUAAAAUAAUGUAAGUGCCUUUACAAUUUAACAUUUGACUCUUCUCUUGGAUGAUUUAGUAUUAAGUUCUCACUGAUCUCAAUCUUUUUUUGUGCGCUUACAGCUGAACAAACCACUGAAAAAUGCUAUUUCUCUAGACUUUAGCUACUCACCAGUCAAGACUGAAACAAUCUUUAAGUCGUCCAUAGAAACAUUAUUGCUAUAUUAUAACUUUUUGCAUCUUGUGUUUCU
Molecule: messenger RNA, 2376 nt
Organism: Hyalella azteca
Lineage: Eukaryota; Metazoa; Arthropoda; Malacostraca; Amphipoda; Hyalellidae
Exons: 8
Coding region: 50-1507 (485 amino acids)
Source: RefSeq, a predicted model, not a curated record